Balaenoptera musculus (blue whale) is the source of this 1556-nucleotide messenger RNA. RefSeq names its product family with sequence similarity 169 member B (gene FAM169B). The coding region runs from base 1 to 1119 and encodes 372 amino acids. The record is from RefSeq and is a predicted model, not a curated record. Lineage: Eukaryota; Metazoa; Chordata; Mammalia; Artiodactyla; Balaenopteridae. The transcript has 9 exons.
AUGGAGGCGGAGGCCGCGGGCCGGACUGCAGCAGGCAUUUACCCAGUGGAUAUUUUGGAAGAUGACCCUGCUGGGCAUCGGGAAGCGGCUCUGGCUUACUGUGCCACUCUUGGGGAAGGAGCAUGGCCCUCACCAGAGGUUAUCUCUCUUCCCACUGGGGAGCAGGUUAAACUUGAAGCUUCGUCUGUUUGCUUUUGCACUGUGCACUGUGAUGAACCUCAACAUAAAAUCUUGGUCUUGGUUAAUCCCCAGGACACAAAGACAGUUGUGGCUGUUUACGUGAAGGAGUCCUGGUGGACCACUGAAGAUGUACUAAGAACCUCUGAUCCUGCAAGAGAAGGUCUGAUGAAGGUUCAGUCAUUUGGGGAAAGGAUUGUGCUUUUCAUUCUAAACGUCGUUAUUUUUGGAAGACUGGAGAGGAAUUUGGAUGAUGAUGACAUGUUUUUUUUACCUCACUCUGUGAAGGAGGAGGCUAAAAUUCUGUGGAGAGACGGAGCAGCUGUUGGAUUUUACACAACCAAAAGGAAAGGCAGCCUGUGCGGUGAUGGCACGGGUGUGUGCUACCUGCUGCCUGUCUUAGACACUGUGUUUGUCCGGAGGAACCAUCGCCGCCAGGGCCUGGGCCUGGCCAUGCUGAGGGACUUCUGCCAGACGUUCCAAGAGGACGAGGCCCUGGGCAUCAGCUGGCCCAUCUCCCCUGCCAUGUACCAAGUCUGUAGGAAGUUCCUGGCGGCGCAUCCAGAGGAGCGGGGGCGCCUGUGGGAGGCGGAGCCCCCAGGAGCCUGGGGCCAGCGAGUCAACAUCUGGCUGAAGGUUCAGCUUCAACAGGCAAGGCGUCCAGAUUCUCACCCAGGAAAUUCCAAGGAGGAAGUGACUGCUCAUGGACACACUUCUCAAGACAGUGGACCCGGAAUAUCCCAUAAUGGAGAAGACAACAAGGAGAGGAUCAGUGGAGAAGAACUGGAGAAGAAUGAUCGAGAUUGCGCAGUGACAGAAGCAGCUGGGUGGCUUGGGAGAGCAUGCUGGGCUGAGCAGGAGGGGAAGGAAGCCAAGAGCAUGGCGGUGGAUGCCGGGCUGCCCCCAGGGUCGUGGCGGAAGCACAUGCGUCCCAGCUCCUAACCCUUAACUCGCAGAGGCUGAGCUGAGUCCACUGAGAGGCUUGCCUAGGCUCCAGCGGACAUGGGUUUGAGAGCUACCUGCCACUCCAUGCUCCUGUCGCUGGGAGCUGGCCUCUGUCCUUGCCGUGCUGUCAUUUGAGGAGCAAAUGACCACACAGACCUUCCUACCUCAGGCUUGAUGUGCGGGCUCAGGUGAUGGGAAGCCUGAGAAGCCCCUCAUUUAAUCCGAAAGCGCUGUACAGGGGCAAGUAAUCAUUUUCCCACGCUCAGAUUUCAGAAGCCCAUUCGUUAAACCUAACAUGGUUUCUCUUGCUCAGGAUGAAUUUGUAAAGACUGCACUGGAGCCACAUGACUACGCCUCUUUCUUCAGCACAAGAAAGCUCAGGGCUGCCCCGUCCACACUGCAGAAGUCCCUCUGGGGUUUGCCCACGACAGCCC